Molecule: messenger RNA, 6864 nt
Organism: Thecamonas trahens ATCC 50062
Lineage: Eukaryota; Apusomonadida; Apusomonadidae
Exons: 5
Coding region: 1-6864 (2287 amino acids)
Biological process (GO): lipid metabolic process
Cellular component (GO): nuclear pore
Molecular function (GO): oxidoreductase activity, acting on the CH-CH group of donors
Source: RefSeq, a predicted model, not a curated record
AUGUACUAUGUCUAUCUUGAGCAUGACUCGAUGCUUGUUGGCUUUACCGCUGUUGCCUCGCUCGUCUUUAACGCGUCGGUACUGGUCAUGGUCUCGGUCCUCUCAUCACGGACGCUGUUUCUUGAUCUCUCGUAUCCGCUAGGCCUGGUGCUGAUCACGGUGCUGACGAUGCUCGCCAACAACGCGCUCUCACUGCGAUCGCAGGCGCUGCUGGUAAUGAUGAUCAUCUGGGCCAUGCGGCUGGCGUUCCACCUCAUGUUCUAUCAGUUUUGGAGGCCGCCGUCGCGGCGAGCGCACCUCCAAGAUCGCUAUCGUGCGCUGUGGGAGUCGCUGCCGCGGCGGGUGAGCUACGUCAUCGCCCAGGCUAGCGUUAUGACGCUGAUGGGCAUUGUGCCGGCGUACACCAACCGCAUUCCGGACCGUGUCGGCACGGUCCUCUUCCCGUUUGCCGAGAUCGAGUACUGCUCGCUUGCCACCUUUGCCACCGGCAUGGUCCUGGUCACCCUCGCCGACGGCGCGCGGAUGGUGAGGGUGCACAAGCAGGUCAAGGCCGGAGUCAGGCACGUCCGCUCGCGAUCGGGCCUCUACGGCGCUGCGCUCUACCCGCACUACGUAGGCGAGCUCCUUGUAUGGCUCGGCAUGUCUCUCAUGCCGCUUGCGCAGGCUAUCCACACCCUCGAGCCGGCCUGGCACAUCGCAGUCAUCUUUCUCCCGCUCGCCCACCUGCUGGCGACCGUCACCUUUUUCGCCGGCAUCUGGUCCUCGCCCGUCGCCACAUCCUCCGAGCCGACGCCCAAGUAUCUCGACGAUCCGCGCUUCCGCUUCUACUACGCCCGUACUCCGGCACUGCUUCUUGGCUGCAAGGCCCGGUCCGGCUUCACCCUCGACUUUCGCACCCGCCUCGGCUGGUCGCCGCUCAUCUAUGCUAUGCUUCUGCCAAGACACACUUCUCGCACAGCACAGCGCGCCAACAUCCAACCAAUGGCGCGCAACCAGAGGACCGCCUGGUCUGGGCGAGCUGCGCUGGUGCUUCUGCCGCUGCUGAUGGCACUGGCCAUGGUGGUCGGCAUGAGCAGUGCUUCACCUGCAGGAGCUGCCUCCAUCUCGUCGCUCAACCUGCUCCUUCCACAUGGUGCGACACACUCGCUCUCGGCUUCCGGCGGAUGCUUUGCCUGGGAGUCGUCGAAUCCCGAGGUGGUGGCCUUUGCUCCGGCUGCCGCGGCUCGAUCGGCUCCGGCCACGGGGCUCGACUGUGUUGACGAGAUUGUGCUCACUGCGCAUGCGCUGCCCGACGGCGAGCGGGCCUCGGUCUGGGUCUUUGCCUCUGACCGCGCCACCGGCACGGUCCUCCGCUGUGAGGUCUUUGUCGACACCAUCGCCUCGCUUGCCAUCCUCACCACGUCGCGGACCAUGUACCGCGGCGACGCAGAGGUCAUCGAAGCGCAGGCCUUUGACGCCCAGGGCAAUGUCUUCAACUCGCUCUCGGGCCUCCGGUUCGCCUGGUCGGUCUCGGCGCCCAAGGUCCUCGCCAUGGCUCACGCCGCAGACUACGGCAUGGCUGAGGCCGAGCAUGACCGCGGCCUGCACUCGUUCCAGGUUGUGCUCCGCGGCGAAGCAACCGGCACGGCCACCGUUGCGCUGCGCCUCUCUGGUGAGGACUCGGCGUCGGUGGAGCCGGCCUCGGCCGACAUUUCCGUCCUCGAGCCACUGCACCUCGAGCCGUACACGCCUGUGGGCCUUGUCCCUGGCACCCAACUCCAGUACAAGCUCUUUACCCGUGGCGCCACCUCAUGGGCUUCCAACGCCACGGCAUCGGCGUCGGCGCCGCUGGUGGGCAUACCCAUGCCGGAUGCGAGCUACUCCUGGUCGUCGUCGGACGCCAAAGUGCUCCACGUCGAUCCGGCGACCGGCCUCGCCACCGCGCUCCGCCCUGGCGUCGCCACCGUCACCGUCUCGGCCGCCGACCUCGAGCUCAACUCGGUCCAUGCCCUUGUUCGUGUCGCGCUUCCGGACUAUCUCACCCUCACCGCGCAGCCUAUUCGGACAAGUCCACGCUCGCUCGCCAUGCCCGCGCCGUGGACCCUUGUGCACGAGGCUCGGUACGAGGUCGCCGUCCAUGUCCACGACUCGGACGACCGCGAGCUGCUGGCGACUGCCAACAUGCACUUUGAGGUCGAGCUUCCGCGCGAGCUCGUCCAGCCGCGCAACACGUCGGCCAACGGCGCUGCAGUGUGGGCGAUGACCAAGUCCGCGUCUGGGCCUGGCUCGGCUACGGCCCGGCUUGUCCGGCUCUCUCGUCCGCUCUCGCUUGCCUCGCAUCUGGCUUCGGCUCUCGCAGCCGUUGAUCUCACCGCCCGGGCCGUCGACGGCUCGGCCGAGUUUGUUGUCGGUCCGCCGCUCGCCCUCUUGCCCAGCGCUGUUCACCUUCCGCCGGGCCAGACAUUUGCCUUUGCGGCAUCGGGUGGCUCGGGCGUGUUCCACUUUUCGACGGCUUCCGCGAGUGGCCACCCGCCGUUCUCGCUCCUCGAUGCCGCCACAGGUAUCAUUGAGGCGCACGCCCGUGCUGGCGCCGGCAAGCUGUAUGUCAGCGACACCUCUGAUCCGUUCAACGGCGUCGCCGCCAACGUUACCGUCGCCGAGCCGGCUGCGCUCGGCUUUCCUGACCAGCUGGUUGAGGUCCAGGUCGGGAGCGCGCUCGAGGUAUCAGUCCAAGUCCUCGACGCCCGCGGCGAAGCAUUCACCGCCUGCUCGAUUCUCCCGUUCCGGUUCCGCAUCACCGACCCGGGCAUUUUCCGGCUCGACACAUCGAGCGCAGGCACGCCAGGCGCGCUGGUGGCGCUUGGCACCUCGUGGACGUUUGCCUUUGCCGGCGGCCCUGCGCCUUGGGUCUUUGAGCCGUCUACCCACAAGGUCUCUCUGCUGGCGCCGGGCCAGCCGUCAGGUGCAAUCCGCAUCGAGCCGGUCUCCGCCUCUGCCGGCUACGCGUAUCGGGUCACGUGCUUGCAGCAUGUGGACGCAACGCUUGUGUUUGCCGUCACCAACGCACCGUCUGCGUCUAACCCGGUGCCGGCGCGCGAAACGGUCGACGUCGAUUUUGUCUGCGCCCCGCCGCACACCCUCGACGUGAGUGUUGGCGAGCGCGAGCUCGGCGACGAGUGCAGCUCGGUGCGGGCGCCGGUCGGCACUUCGUCGGUGGCCUCGUCAUACACGCUGCAGGCGAACCAGGACGUUCGGCUGGCAGUCCGGGUCCUUGCCGAGAACGGCGCCGUGUUUGACAACGCCACCUCGCUAGCUGUGACAUGGGCGGCGACACCGGCGAGCGCUGCGCUUGACGCAGGCAACGGCGUUGCCAUGCUCUCGGUCGGCGAGCAGGCGACUUCGCUCGAGCUCCGGGUUGCUGUCUCGGGCUACGCACCUGAGGUGCUUUCUGCGGCGCGGACGCGGACGCUUGGCGCUGUGGCACGGUCGCGGUGGUCGUCGCGGGCGCGUCUGGAGCACGUGGUCGAGCUCGAGGUCCGCCCGGCGCCGGUUGUCGAUCCGCCUGCGGUUGUCCUCUUCUCGGCUGCCGACAACAAGGACUCUGUGGUUGUCCGCCACGGCUCGGGCCACGUCAGCUUUAGCCUGGCCGAGACGAGCGGCGCCGAGCCGGUGGCGAUUACGCCGCUCGGGCACGGGGUUCCGGGCGUCUCACUGGUUCCGCUGGCGAUCGGGACGACGACGCUGGUGGCGAGCGACACGUGCCUCGUGGGUGGUGCGCCGCUGGCUAUUCCGGUCACCGUGGCAGACCUUGCGAGUGUCGAGCUGAAGCUCCCGUCGAUGGUGCACUACGGAUCCGAAGUCGAGGCAAUGAUCACCGUGUAUGCGCCAGGCCACAAGGCGUUCCCUGCGCCGCAGUUGGCGUUUAUGGAGGUGCGGCUGGUGAUCGACGACGAGGCUGUAGUGACGGCGGUGACGCUCUCGCCGUCGGACCUCUCGCGGUACAAGAUCCACGGGCGCGAGCUCGGAACGGCGAGGUUGACAGCAACUGUGACGACAGCGUCAGGUGUGCAGCUCAGCUCUGGCGCACAUCACAUUUCGGUCUUCCCACCGCUCCGGCUCGAGCCUGCCAGCAUCGAGCUGGUGUGCGGGGCGUCGGCGCAGGUGCUUGUCCUUGGCGGGCCGUCGGCACACGUCGAGCACGUGCACAAGAUCAGGGACUCGGGUGUGGCGCAGGUGGCAAACCCGAUGACUGGCGAGGUUGUUGGCCUCGACGUGGGGACAACGGUGCUCACCGUGGCAGCGACCGGGUACGAGACAGCGGCUCAGGCGUCGAUGGUGUAUGCGUCGGCGACGGUCCCGGUUACGGUCCGCAAGCUUGCGGGCGUGCGGAUUGCGGUGCCGAACGCGGUGGUGCUGGCCGGCUCGCGAAUUGCGCUGGCCGUUGAGGGCUCGCGCGGCGAAUCGCCGCAUACGUUUGCCAUCCUUGCUGCAGGGAGGAAGCCGAGCUUCCGGUGGGAGGUGACGUCGGGCGCCGGCGUGGUCGGCCUCGCGUCACAGCACGAGGCCAAGGCGACUGCUGUGUCAGCCAACGGCGACCUCUCGAUCAUGGCGUGGGCGCUGUCGCCAGGAACAGCGACGGUGUCGGUGACGUACGAGGCCGAUGUGGCGUGCGGAGGCGAGACAAGCGUGGUGUCGUACACCGACUCGGUGGUACUCACUGUUCUCCCGGUGCUAUCGCUUGUUGUGCCGCCGCCGUGCGAGCCGCUGCUGGUCAUCCACCCACUCGGCUCGGCAUGCAUCGCCACCAACCGCGACGGUCUGCGGUCAUCGUCGCUCGAGUUUGCGGUGGUGAGUGCACCGCCGGCCGAGCUGCGGCCGCCGACGUUGGCGCGGAUCCGCAAGGUUGGAGAGGACGCCGAUGAGGUUGAAGAGGACGCCAGCGAGCCGCGGAUGAUUCCGGAGCACGGUGGGAGUGGCGUGGCCGGGCACGCCGAGCUGGUCGUCGACGGCUCGGGCUGUGUCCAUGCCAGCGCCAAGAUGGGGACCGGGUUUGUGGCCGUUCGUGACACGUCUGACGGCGAGUUUGUGCUUGUGGGCGUCCGUGUGGCGGCCAUUGACCACAUUGCGAUUGUGCGGACUGACGAGGACGUCGAGAGUGGCGAGGCGAGUGCAGGUGGCGACGCGGCGCUCCCGAUGGGCGGGGUGCGGCGGUACGAGAUCCGGGUGCUCGACGACCUCGGGCGGCAGUUCUCGGUGCCUGCGGCCAAGCUCGAGUUUGCGGUGAGCGUGUCGCAUCCGGGGCGGGUGGCCGUGACGGUUGCCGACGACGGCUCGCUCUCGGUCCGCGGGGCGUCGCAGGGCGCGGCUCUGGUCUCUGUCGCGCUGGCGUCGAACAGCGAGGUGGUGGGACAUGUGCGUGUUGUUGUGGGCGAGGCGGUGACGCCUGCAUCGCCGCGAGUGGCACUUGGCGGGCGGAUCCAGUUUGCACUCUCGCCAGCGUUUGUGGCCGGGGUUGCGGCUGACGGUCCAGUGAGCACGGCGACGGCGCAGUGGAGCUCCGGUGACGCGAGCGUGGUGGCGGUCGAUCCUGUGACCGGGGCUGCGCGCGCCGUUGGGCUCGGGACGACGACGGUGCACGUGGUGCUCGGCCACGAGCGGACGUACACGCACGUGUGGGUUGUGGAGCCGGUCCGGGCCGAGGUGGGCAGCGAGGCCGGCGGCGCGGAGCUGAUGACCAACGUGGGCGUGACGGCCGAUGGGCUCCGGCGCGAGUACCUGUUCCCGGUCACAGUUUGGGGCGGGGCCAAGGGCGGGGCCGAGUGGCCGCUUGCGCUCGGCGAGAGGAGCGGGCUUGAUCACAAGCUGCCGCUAGUGUGUAACGUCGAGCCGCGCGGCUGGGCGCUGGCGUCGGCGAGCGGGCGCGGGUGCGUGGUGACGCCGCUCUCUCCGGCAGUGACGGACCUGCUGCUCCCGUCGACGCUGCGCGAGCUGGAGGUAGUGGCAAAGGUGGGCGAGGUGAGCGGCUCGCGCAAGGUUGCGUACGCGCCGGCGUUCUCGGUCUUCCCGUCUGCAGGCGUCUCACUCUCGCAGUCGUCGCCGUCGGCCGAGGUAGAGAUUCUUGGCCCGGGAAGCGAGAUGGCAGUGAGCGUGGCCGGAGCGAGCGACAAGGUGGCGGUGGCGACGACGUCAAACUCGUCGUCGGUGGUGGUCCUCCAGGUGGUGCUGACCGGCACCGCGCCACGGAGCAGCCCGUGGUCUGACGUCGAGCUCGUGCUCGUGUCGACAGUGACCGGGCAGGAGAUGCGGCUGCGGGUGCUGUACGAUCCGGCCGGAACCGGGACGGCAGCGCGGCGGACGUCGCGGGGCUCGGGCCGGAUCGACGUGCCGAGCAACAGUGCCGGCGUCUCGGUCGACGCAACGCAUGCGCAGCGGGCGACCCGCACCGCACCGCCGCCGACGCCGACCCCAGAGGCUGGAGGCUUGGCGGCAGCCGGGCGCGACGACGCUUGGGACGUGCCGCGGAACCACAAGGUGGCCGCCCACGGCGGCUCGGGCUUUUCGUGGUGGUACGUGUGGCUGGCCAUGGUUGCCGUGGUGGCGGCGGCGGUGGCGGCACGAGUCUGCGCUCUCCCGAGCAUGCAGCCCGUUGGCGCACCAGCGCCUGACACCCGCAAGAUCCCCGAAUCUGCCCACGUCGCCGGCGUCACCCGCACGCCCGCGGGCUCGGCCACCUUUGAUAUGGUCGCAGCUGGGCUCACUCCGACCCGGCCUGGGGCUGGCGCUCGCACCGGCCCGGCCGCGAACACCACCCCGACCCGGCCGAUGAUGUCAUCGCGGACACAGACCCGGUCGCGUGGCCUUGUUGUCUCACCGCGGCUGCGAUGA